Heterobilharzia americana is the source of this 1182-nucleotide messenger RNA. NCBI's taxonomy places the organism in Eukaryota, Metazoa, Platyhelminthes, Trematoda, Strigeidida, Schistosomatidae. The record is from the annotation of a GenBank genome assembly.
AUGUCGGACGUCGCAACCGCGCUUUUGAACACUCAAGGUUGUAGUGGGAAAUUGCAGGUUUUUGAAGAAUCUAUGGAUGUAAUUGAAAGGGAAGGUGUACUAGAUGAAGCAGGGGAAGAUGAACAAAUUGCAGCGAUAUACACAUCAGAAGAUGAACAUAUUCGGACACCGAUUAGUGGUAAUGUUAAUAUAUCUCAUUCACCUGAUAGUAAUUAUCAGAUAAUUGUAAAAACAUUAAAAACUGAUGGGGAUAAUGAUAAUUUUUCAGAUGGUAGUGUAUUAAUUCCAACAAAAAAGGCUAAAUUAUCAGGUUUAGUCUCUUACGCUAUUGAUGAAGAUGAUGAUGAACAUACAAUAGUAGAUACAGAUCAUAAUACAGAUUCAGAUCAUGAUCACGAUCAUCAUCAUAAUAAUAAUAAUAGUAACAGGAGUGAUAAUGAAUUAAAUCAUAUUAAUCAAUCACCAAUUACUAUACUAUCAGAAAAUCAAAUUCAUACCAUAUCAGAAAUUAUCAUUAAUGAUAUAAAAACAUUAACUAAUCAUAAUGAAAGUAAUGAAAUGAAACAAUCAACUCCUACACUAACACAACGUUUAAUAGAAGAGAUUCAAUUACCAUCUGAACCUGUUGGUCAUUGUUCUAUGCUAUUACAAGAGAGAAUAGAACGUGCUGUUCGACGUAUGCGUUUAGAUAUAAGUUAUGAUCCUAAUAGAGCUAUACAAGAUAAUAAAUCAUUUCGUAAUCCAAGUAUCUAUGAGAAAUUGAUUGAUUUCUUGAAGAUUGAUGAGAAAGGUACCAAUUUUCCUACAGAUAUCUAUGAUCCGUAUCGUUGGAGUCCUCAAUCCUAUUAUGAAGAACUUGCUAGAGUACAGAAUCGUGAAAUUGACAGAUUAAUGAAAUUACAGAAAGAACUUAAAAAAUCUGAUACAAAUACAACAACUGCAAACACUACUACUAAUACAUGUCCACAGAAAACGUUGAAUAUUACUAGUUCACUUUCUGAAAAAGUAAAUUCAACCAUUGGAGGAUCUGUUGCUACAGGAUACAUGGAACCGAAAAAACCAAGCAAAUGGGAUACUGGUAUCCCUUCAGCAAACAAUCCACUUCAUGAUAGUAGUACAGCCGCAGAAGCUUUUGUUAAACAGUCAGUCCUUCCUGUGGGAAGUUUAAUUAAACGAAAUUGA